UUUCCCUUUCCUGAUUGCGCAUGCGCGGAGCCCGGCUCUCGUCUGAGAGCGGAAGAUGGCGGCGGGCGCCUCGCUGUGGAAAGGGCUGGUCGGGGUCGGGCUCUUCGCCCUGGCGCACGCGGCCUUCUCCGCCGCCCAGCAUCGUUCCUAUAUGAGGUUAACGGAAAAGGAGGAUGAAACCUUGCCAAUAGAUAUAGUUCUUCAAACACUGUUGGCCUUUGCAGUUACCUGUUAUGGGAUAGUACAUAUUGCAGGAGAAUUUAAAGACAUGGAUGCCACUUCAGAGCUAAAAAAUAAGACAUUUGACACAUUAAGGAAUCACCCAUCCUUCUACGUAUUUAAUCACCGGGGCAGAGUAUUAUUCCAGUCCCCGGACACUGUCCAUUCUCCCUCCAACCAGGAUGCUUUGUUGUCCAGCACAUCGCUGAAAUUGCGAAAACUUGAACCUCUCCGCCGUUAACAUUUUUACAGAUGAUUCUAAAAACAGAAUAGGACACUGAGCUAUAAUGUUUGAGUUGGGGAUGUAAACACUUUUUUUAUUAUUUCUGGAGCAGUAUUUAUAUUGAUCUUCCAGACUUUAUAAGAUAUAUAUAUAUAUAUAAAAAUAUAUAAAUAUAUAUUAAAAGAAAUAUUGAAAAGGACCUUCUUUGAACACUGUUAAUGACGAUUACCGAAUUGUGAAUUGGCAAACAGUGUAAGUUAUUGCUAGAAUUAUGCUGUGAAAAGUUCAUCUUACCUUUCGUCCAUUAAAACGCUAUUGCGGUUCAUUCACUGAAAACAACUUCUGUAUUACCAAAAAGCAAAUGAUGGUUUCCAGAUAAGCACAGAAAAGAGGCUUGUGCUGUGUUGUUGAAUGCAGAGGAAGGGGGUGGCGAUGUGCUGCAUCUGUCCAUUCCCCUCUCCCUCGAUGGAAGACAGUGAUGAUUGUGUUAUUUUCAUGUUUUUGUCACUUUGGGCCGAAGUAUCGGGGCUACUUUGCGAUAUGAGCUCGACGGAGCCGUUCAAAACAGACUGUUCUAAAGUGGGAGCUCAACCCAAAGUGUCACCAGGAGACAAAAGCUUCCUUUGCCUGUUGGUCAAGAUCCUUGAGCUCUCCUGAAAUACAGGCUUUGAAGGAAGAUGGACUGUUUCUAACAAGAAACCACUGUGUCCGAGGAAUCGACCACCAGUGGAAGGAUGUGGACUAAAGACAGCCAUAGCCCCAUCUGCUUCAAGCUCCCUCCACUUGUAACCUGUGAUCUGGCCCUGUACUUCGCACAGUGCGAAGCAACAGGAUCACUGUAUGGCUAUGGACUAUAUAUGCCCAGGCAUGGGUAGGAGAGCUUGAAUGAAUAGCUUGAAACAUGCCAGGUACACUCAAGGAAAGGCUGCUUAUGUUCCUCUUGUUCAAAGGUUUCUCGGUUUUUCUGCUCUUACGGAUGCAUUUCUGAUUCCGGUUGUAUGUUUGCUGUCUUUUUGGGAAAGUAGAGCUUGUGGUUCUCCUGUGGGGGAGCUGCUACGUUCUCCUUUGCUCAGCGAAACAUGUUCAACUUGUUUUUCUUCACUGCAUUGUUCUCUUUCUGCUCGUGGCAUUUGAUCACCAGGAGAGAUUUCUUCCUGAGUCAUUAGCCUUGGAAUAAGUGGGAUAAAGAUGAGAGGUUCCUUUCCAUUUAUUAAAUGUUGGCUCCCUCGAUUGGAUUUCCUUAGGAUUCGACUGUUUUCAGCAGGAAAGUUGUUCUCUGGCUUUGCCUUCAAGGCAUGUUGGAAAUUUUUACUGCGCAUGGUGUUCUCUGCUGGGAGAACAAGGAAUGUGCCCUCUACCACUUAUGAGGUGUGGUAUCACUGUAUUGCUGCAUUACUAGUGCGCUUCUGGUAACACACACAUUGGUAUAUGGCAGCCUUCGCACAACUAGUGUACUGGUCCCAGCAGAGGCAUGCUGUUGGGAAGAAUGGAGUUGCAAUCCAGCCUAGAGGUUUUGUAUGCUAUCGUUCUUACUUUUUCAGUACAGGAGUAGUUUGUGUGGCCUUCCCGAUGUUGUGGACUAUACUUCCCACCUGCCACUGUUUGCCAGUGGCAAGGAGUCAUGGAAUUUGCAGUCCAACGACACCUCUAGGGCAAGUUUUCUCGGUUCCUGUUCUUUGUAGAGAUCUGAAUACAAGAAAAUCAAGCACAAAGGAAGGACAUGGACAGAGAAGCUUUCAUAAAGAUGGAGAAGACAUGGCCUUGUUAAAAUGAACCAGACAUCCCGUCCAGUUCAUUAAAGCUCCUUUUAAGUGUUACGGUCUUUCUUGUGAGUAGAUGCUGACAUUUUAAUCUAGCUUUGUGUUCAGUCCUGCCUGCCAUUUUUAAAGGGGAAAAUUGAUAGCACUAGCGUAGGGAGAGUAGGUUGCUGUCGAGACUUAAUUUUUAUUCCCCAAAUAGUAAGGCUCCAAUUUGUACUGCGAAGCAGGUGUUGGCUGGCUCUGGGGUCUGUGAAUCUCUGGGGCCACCUGUAAUCCUUCCUUUGAGCUACUGCCUCCCAACAUCAUUCUCCAGAAAUAUACUUGCCAAGCUCCAACUGUCUUUUCCUGGUGCAGUAGUACUGAUUUCCCAGGACAUCAUGCUGUGAAGACUUUGAGCCUACACAAGAAAUUCUUCUAAUCCAGUUUCCAGCAUGCAAAUAGACAAAAUGGCUGCAAGACAAAAGAACAAUGCUUCUCCAAUUCCAUUUCACAAAGCAGUCUUGAACGUUACAACAAGCCCCCCCCCAAAAAAAUGUAAUGAAACUUAGGAACUAGUGAUUAUGGCAAAUUAGGAAGAGCUGAAGUGGGGGGAAAUUCCCAGAGGCUUUAAAAUCAGACGUGAAUGAUGAGAAGGGCUGUCUGAAAAUGACAGGUCUGAAAAGCCAGUUUUGUCUGUUCUGUUUUCUGCUUUUUAACUACCACUUUGUAUAAAAGUCAUUUCAAGCUGGGUUACUUGCUUAUUGCCUAUGACCUUAGAACCUGCUUUUACCUUGAGAGGAAAAAAGGCUCUUUGUGGCAAGUAACAGAGCUAGAGUUGGAGUCUUGCUCCAGUUGACAGGCUUUUCUUUCUCCUCCUUUACAUGUUACAGCCUACUUAAGUUAUUUUUUGGGCUGUUGAAACUUGCAAGGAGUAGUUGCCUUACCCUUUGGUAUCAAUGUUUAUUUCACAAGUGUGCAUCUGUUUUUUCUCCUUUUUGAUCUUGCAAUGUCUAAUAAAGAAAUAAUAUUAUAAAGUG
Sceloporus undulatus (fence lizard) is the source of this 3218-nucleotide messenger RNA. It is a transcript of the gene MMGT1, whose product is annotated as membrane magnesium transporter 1. The record is from RefSeq and is a predicted model, not a curated record. Gene Ontology annotation, cellular component: EMC complex; plasma membrane; Golgi apparatus. The transcript is spliced from 4 exons. Bases 56 to 460 code for a protein of 134 amino acids. NCBI's taxonomy places the organism in Eukaryota, Metazoa, Chordata, Lepidosauria, Squamata, Phrynosomatidae.